Chaetura pelagica (chimney swift) is the source of this 960-nucleotide messenger RNA. It is a transcript of the gene PPP1R42, whose product is annotated as protein phosphatase 1, regulatory subunit 42. Bases 1 to 960 code for a protein of 319 amino acids. The transcript is spliced from 8 exons. The record is from RefSeq and is a predicted model, not a curated record. Lineage: Eukaryota; Metazoa; Chordata; Aves; Apodiformes; Apodidae. Gene Ontology annotation, molecular function: protein binding.
AUGGUUCAACUAACACUGGACCUAGUUGCUAAAAGUGUUGCUCACAAGAACCGCAAUGAAGGGGACUCGGGACAGCAUCUGCGAAAAAUAACUCAUCUGAAUUUAGCAGAUAAAAACAUAGAUGCAAUUGGUGACUUCUCUUUGUGCAAAAAUCUUAGAGUUCUAUAUUUAUAUGAUAACCAAAUCAGUCAAAUCCAGAACUUGGACUUUGCUUCAAAUAUAACGCACCUUUACUUUCAGAACAACUGUAUUUCAUGUAUAGAAAAUCUCUCAUCGCUGAAAAACCUUGAAAAACUCUAUCUGGGGGGCAACUACAUCACUGUAGUAGAGGGCUUGGAUAAAAUAGAAAAAUUAAGGGAGCUACAUCUUGAGAGUCAAAAUCUCCCUCCUGGUGAAAAGCUUCUGUUUGAUCCAAGGACUCUUAGCUCCCUGGCAAAAUCUUUGUCUGUGUUGAAUAUCAGCAAUAACAAUAUUGAUGAAUUAGAAGAACUGGCAGUUUUGGAAAAUCUUUCUUAUCUUACAGCAGUUGACAAUAAACUUCAGCAUAUGAAGGAUUUAGAGGUUGCAUUAACCAAAUGGACAAAACUACGCAGAAUGGAUCUUACAGGAAACCCCAUCUGCCACAAACCCAAGUACAGGGACAGGAUUGUAGUGCAGUCACAAACUUUAGAAUCCCUCGAUGGGAAAGAAAUUAAAGAAAUGGAAAGACAAUUCCUAGUGAAUUGGAAAGCCUCCAAAGCUGCCAGGAAAAAAAACAAAGAAAGAAUGACAAAUGAUCAUGCAGUCUAUCUACAUUUUUCUGACUUAGAAACACCCUAUUCUAUUCCUCCCUUUCACUGCAGUCACUCUGUGAAAGAAGAGCCAGAACCUUUAGUUUUGUCUGAGAUGCACAAAAUUAUAAGAAAACCUCUGCCAAGAAUCCUGGAAAAAAAAAUAAGCCAGAUGAAAACAGGAGUCUAG